Molecule: messenger RNA, 390 nt
Organism: Klebsormidium nitens
Lineage: Eukaryota; Viridiplantae; Streptophyta; Klebsormidiophyceae; Klebsormidiales; Klebsormidiaceae
Source: the annotation of a GenBank genome assembly
AUGGGCCGCUUCGGCUCUCUUCUUCGGGGCUGCGGCUGCCUCGAGCCCGGGGAGAAGCGCGCGGCCGCUCCCGCGUGCUCCACUGGAAACAUGCCAGGUGGCAGGGACGCGCGCGAGCAGAGGAGCGCGGAGCUGGCCGCAGCCGGAGCCGCGGACACGCCGGCCGAGAGCGACCUCCCAGAGGGUGCGGAGAAGCUCGACAGCGCGCUUACGUUUGUGGAGGACCGGCAGGCAACCCGGCAGUGCGACUCAGAAUACAUGGGCGAAUACGGCGUGACGGUCCGGCAGUUUCCGUCACCGGACAGCAAGAGGAAGGAGUCGCUCAAACAGGUGGCGCGCGCGGAAGAGCCGGCGGAAGAAGCGCACUUUGCGGGUGUCCGUAUCUUGUAG